UUCAACACUUGCAUGGAGAUUUCUGGCACACUGCAGGAUGCAGACAAGCUGGGGAAGUCCUACAAGGCCAUGGCCAAGUCUAUAGAGAGUGAGGGAAACAUACAAGACACGCUCGAGUGUCUGGAGAAGUUAGCCGACAUCUCACGUUGCAACGGGCUGCAACACACCCUGGUGGAGGCCUUCUUGUGUCUGGGCAAUAUCUACCACACAACGAGCCAGUAUACGAGAGCGUGUGAGUACUUCCUGCAGGGUUAUGAAGUUGCCUGUGAGCUGGGAGAUGUGGCUCUGCUGCAGAAAGCUCAGGUGUUGGUGGCCAACGCUCGCGCCCACUCCCUGAUCUGGAAAUUCAGCGCCGACGUGGAGGCGGCCUCCCCGGCCGCCCUGCGGCGACUCAUCGCUUGGAAAGCGAGCGGACGCCACCGGGGCGUCUACAGAUAGUUCUGCUGCUGCCCGGUACUAACUCUCUAUCAGAUAAUCUUACUCCUGCUCUUUAAAAGGACGAGGAAGUCACACACAUAACAGCUGGUUGAUAUAUUAUAUGUGUUUUAGCUACUGUAAAUGUGUGACGGGAUGUAAUCUCCCUUCCUUGUCAGCAUAAUAAACUCAUGAGAGGCUAAAUAGAGGUUAAACCUGGAUUUUCUGGCUCAAAAUUAAAAAUUUAAACCAUAAGAAGCUUUUUUACGACAUUUUUGUCACUUUUUUCUUCGUUCUUUUAUCAAUUUUUUUCUUUAAACGUUAUAAAAUUAGUAAGAAGCUUUUGUUGCUUUUCCCGGUGUUUCUUUUUUUAACUGUGUUCUUUUUUUUGUUA
Molecule: messenger RNA, 808 nt
Organism: Perca flavescens (yellow perch)
Lineage: Eukaryota; Metazoa; Chordata; Actinopteri; Perciformes; Percidae
Product: tetratricopeptide repeat protein 29-like
Exons: 4
Coding region: 13-438 (141 amino acids)
Biological process (GO): cilium movement
Cellular component (GO): sperm flagellum
Molecular function (GO): protein binding
Source: RefSeq, a predicted model, not a curated record